AUGGUGGGUGGUCAGCCUUUAACGACCCCGCCGUCUCUCUCUCUUUCCCAGAACCGGGCAGUCGGGCGUCCCAAGGGGAAGCUGGGCCCUUCCUCAGCCGUGAAGCUCGCAGCGAACCGGACGACUGCAGGCGCGCGUCGGAGGAGGACGCGAUGUCGCAAGUGCGAGGCCUGCCUGAGGACAGAGUGCGGCGAAUGUCACUUCUGCAAGGACAUGAAGAAGUUUGGGGGGCCUGGCCGCAUGAAACAGUCCUGCAUUAUGAGGCAGUGCAUCGCGCCGGUGUUGCCUCACACCGCUGUGUGCUUGGUGUGCGGAGAAGCAGGAAAGGAAGACACGGUGGAGGAGGAAGAGAGCAAAUUUAACCUGAUGCUUAUGGAGUGCUCCAUCUGCAACGAAAUUAUCCACCCCGGGUGCCUUAAGGUGCGGGAAUCGGACGGCGUGGUGAACGAGGAGCUUCCGAAUUGUUGGGAAUGUCCCAAGUGCAACCAUGCUGGGAAAACGGGGAAAGCGUACAAGCAAAAGCGGGGCCCUGGGUUCAAAUACGCCUCCAACCUGCCGGGGUCUUUGCUGAAAGAGCAGAAGAUCAACCGAGAGAGCAAGGAAGUGGUCCCCGAGGCCCCCAAGAGGAAAGUCGAGUGCGAGGAAUCGCCCCGCAAGAAAUCCGACGAGCGGCCCCCGAAGCCGCCCCCGGACCCUCUCGUGUGGAAGAAGUCCUCGGAGGCAGCCCACCUGCGCCGCAAGCGGAAAUUCGAGAAACCCCAAGAGCCAGCCAUGAGGAAGCGGGUAAGACUGGGGAAUCCCCGUUUCCCUCUUGGGUGUUUGGGAUGAAAAGGCAGGAGAAGGUGCCUCUUUAGAAGAAGCAGGGUACAAGGGGAGGGGGGAUCAGCAGUUGGGACCCGCCUAGUAAAAAUGGCCACUGUCUUGCCCUUCCCUAUAAGCCACGAUCAGACCCUUUCCUCCAACCUGCGAAGUCGUGUCUGACCCCAUCGCGACCCCAUGGACCACGUUCCUCCAGGC
Molecule: messenger RNA, 1017 nt
Organism: Thamnophis sirtalis
Lineage: Eukaryota; Metazoa; Chordata; Lepidosauria; Squamata; Natricidae
Source: RefSeq, a predicted model, not a curated record